CAGAAUUCCUACAGUAACGAGUGGCAUAUUCGCUUGCCGGUAACGUUUUCUGCUUUUGGUUCUGCCCCGUACUCAGAACCCUAACAAGUUCUCAGCUAUGGUUCUGUGCCUUCGACAUGCCCUGGCUGUCUUUGUGACGUUGGUGGCUAUUCAUCAUGGCUUUACAUAUGUACCAAAGUCAAGACAUAAUCAAGAAUGGAAAAAGCUUAUAUUAACUCAUCACUGGCCAGCCACUGUAUGUGAGAUGGAUCACAGUCACUGUAAGAAUCCUCCAAAAUACUGGACAUUACAUGGAUUGUGGCCAGAUAAAGCCCAAAUGUGCAAUAAUUCUUGGCCGUUUGAAUACUCCGAAAUUCAGGAUAUUUUACCAGAGUUGAACCAUUACUGGCCUGAUAUUCUUCAUCCAAAUAAAUCUCAACUUUGGAAACAUGAGUGGCAAAAACAUGGAACUUGUGCUGCAUCUUUGGAGUGUCUGAAUACCCAACACAAAUACUUCAGCAAAGGCCUUGAACUAUACACAAAGGUGGACCUCAAUAGUGUACUUGAAAAAUCUGGCAUCGUACCAUCUACUAAAUAUUACCAGAUAAAAGACAUUGAAAAUGCAAUUAUAGGCUGUUUUGGAGUGGUGCCAAAGAUUCAGUGUGUUCCUCCACAUCAGGGUGAAAACGUGCAAACACUUGGCCAAAUAGAAAUUUGUUUCACUAAGGAGUUACAGCUGAGGAAUUGCACUGAGCCAGUGGACGAGAGCCUGCUUUCCCUGAAUGAUCCACUAAAUUGGUCAUACAAUGACGACCUUCAUGUUUGUGAUAACAGUACAAACACACUUUACCCUCCUGUUAAAGAACUAUAAAUAACAAGCUCGCAGUGCUUGGGGUGAAUGUGGGUACCACAAAUAAUUACAUGUGUAUAUGACUACCAGAAAAAAUAAAAAUAAGAGUGCUGUAGAUUCACUUUUAACUUUUAGGUUAAUGGCAUAGGGGUUGUUAAAACUUACCAAAAUAUAAAGUAAUUCAAAUCAAAACCCAUAAAAAGACAUUUAUAUCUUAUGGCACACAGGAGUUUUGACUAGCCCUGUACUUGUCAGUAUUAAUAUAGUCUUUCUUGAGUUUUUCUUGAGGGUUUACUCUUGAGAUGCUGUAUGGUGGCAUGUUGAUGCAUUUCACCAUGUUCUAUGUUUCCUGUACCCAAUGCACUGUGCAGAGCCACUGAAUACUGCAUGUUGCAUCUCUAAUGUGCUCUAUUAAGUUUAUGUGGUGGACCAACUCAUCAAAAAAACCACCGUACAGGAACGCAGGGCCCUCAGGCAGUGGCUCUGUGUUUGUUCUUGCAAAGCAGCUUUUGUUAUUUUUUCUUAGGCUGAUUUAGGCCGAUUUUCAGCCUGUGAAAAACAGAGGCAGAAAAGGAGCCCCUACACUGGCACCAGUUCAUUUGCCUGCACCCAAAACCAUUGCAUUGACCCAGGUAUAGGCACACACAGGGGAUAUCGGUGCUGAAAUCUGAGAGUUUGAAUUUCUCCUCUGAUAUCUGGCCUGUGUGUCUGCACCCGGCCUCACACAGUGGUUCCAGGUGCAGGCAAGACUAUAUCAGCCCCAUAUGGCAUCAGCCUUGUAUUUCUCUUUUCUUUAUUGAUCAGCCGCCUUUCUGUACCUAAUGUCUGACCAAAGAAUUCAUUUAAUUUAACAACAAAUCAGACCUAAAAAUGUAACAUGAGUUUUCUUUUUCCCUUUUAUUGAUUUUUUGCAGGUAAAGUGUAGUAGUCUAGCUUAAUCCUUAAAAAAAAAUAACACAUAGGUGCUUAAACAAUAUAAAACUUUACAUUUGAUAAUUAUUUUGCUAAACGGAAGAUUGUGGGAGCUGUCUUUUAGAGACUGUAAUUUAAAUCUUUAAAGUGAAACAAAAAAUUGUUUUUUUUGCAAUGUUCUCUUAAUCUGUAAGCAUUACACACACAUUACAUGUUCGGCUGCUGUAUGGGAAACUUUCAGUUCCUUUGAAGGGUAGCCAGGGGGUAAGUCCAAAGGGCCGUUUCUCCUCAUGUGUUUAUUAAUGGUGCAUGCAGUCCAUUAUCUACAUUUCUCCAGGAUUAUUAAAAAUCAGUCAGAUUAAAAGGGAAAUCUACAAACAGGGUUGCUGCAAUAAUUAAGCUGCAAAUGUAGCAAAAACUGUAGCUGCAAAUGUGCAAAUGUAGCACCAAGAAUAUGGUAAUACUUUCUUUUUCCAGCAUAUUUUAACAGUGCUGUUACAUAUAGUUUACAGGAAGGUAUAUUUACCAAAAUUCAAAUUUUUGAGGUUUCAAAUGACCUCACAAUUAAAAAAAACAAAAACUCAAAUGUUUGCUUAUUUAUUAAAAAAUCUGAUUACAAAAAACUCAGUUGAAUAAAAUAAUGAUUGAAUACCUGGAAUUUGCGUUUACAAGCUCAAAAAAUACUAGAAUUGAGUUUUAGAUUACCUCAUAAGCUUUAUGAUGCUGAAGUUUAACAUUCGAGUUUUUUGUGUUAAUAAAUACUGGAUUUGAAGUUCUAAUGUGAGUUUGUGAGUUUUAGCUGAUGAAAUCGCAGUAAAAAUUAAUAUAUGAACAUUGAUAAAUCUCCCCCUAGCGUCUAACAGUGUAUAUGUUUAUCUAUCUUUCUAACUCUAAAAAUAUAUUAAAAAAUCAUGUUAAAAUACGGCUACACUCACAUGCCUAGUGGGAGGUGUAUCCUUUAUAUGACUGUGGGGGGGGGGGGGCAGGUCAGGCAUGAGGUAAAUGCAAUAAAAAUAGUGAAACUAUUAUUAAGUACUUGUUAGGCUGCAUAAUCAUAAUAGAAUUUUACAUGUACAUGCUGAGAUAAAACCUUGGGUUGAUAGAGCUUUUUGUUUAAACCACGUGGCUGUGAUUCUGAGCAUUACUUUAUGCAGAAGGAAAGGUAAAAUCUAUAUUUUGAUUUUCUUUUUUUAAUCUCGGCAAACAAAAUCUUCAGCUCAGGGGUUUCCAAUGCUAAAAACUUGAUGAUUAUUGCUGUUAAUAAACUUGAUUCUUAUUGGGAUUUUUGGCAGAAUAAUGUAUGCUGCACUUACUUGAUCAUAUGAGGCUUAAAUACUGUGAUUGUUAAAAAUAAAUACAUCUCUAAUUCUUUGUUACAUAUGAGAGUAAAUUACAUGUUUCCUACUUGUAGUAAUAAUCGUAUGUGGUAAAUAAAAAUAUAGAACUAA
Xenopus tropicalis (tropical clawed frog) is the source of this 3189-nucleotide messenger RNA. RefSeq names its product ribonuclease T2 (gene rnaset2). The record is from RefSeq and is marked provisional. Gene Ontology annotation, biological process: RNA catabolic process. Gene Ontology annotation, cellular component: extracellular region; lysosomal lumen. Gene Ontology annotation, molecular function: ribonuclease T2 activity; RNA binding. Lineage: Eukaryota; Metazoa; Chordata; Amphibia; Anura; Pipidae.